AUGGGGAAGCAGAAUAGCAAACUGCGUCCAGAGAUGCUCCAGGACCUGCGGGAGAACACAGAGUUCUCGGAUCUGGAGCUGCAGGAGUGGUACAAGGGCUUCCUCAAGGACUGUCCCACCGGCAUCCUGAACGUGGAGGAGUUCAAGAAGAUCUAUGCCAACUUCUUUCCCUACGGCGACGCCUCCAAGUUUGCCGAGCACGUCUUCCGCACCUUCGACACCAACGGGGACGGCACGAUCGACUUCCGAGAGUUCAUCAUCGCCCUCAGCGUCACCUCCCGGGGCAAACUGGAGCAGAAGCUCAUGUGGGCCUUCAGCAUGUAUGACCUGGAUGGUAACGGCUAUAUCAGCCGGGAGGAGAUGCUGGAGAUCGUGCAGGCCAUCUACAAAAUGGUUUCCUCGGUGAUGAAGAUGCCUGAGGAUGAAUCGACUCCAGAGAAGAGAACGGAAAAAAUCUUCCGACAGAUGGAUACUAAUAAUGACGGCAAACUCUCACUGGAAGAGUUCAUCAAAGGUGCCAAGAGCGACCCCUCGAUCGUGCGGCUGUUGCAGUGCGACCCCAGCAGCGCCUCGCAGUUCUGA
This is a messenger RNA of Emys orbicularis (European pond turtle), 582 nucleotides long. It is a transcript of the gene HPCA, whose product is annotated as hippocalcin. The record is from RefSeq and is a predicted model, not a curated record. Bases 1 to 582 code for a protein of 193 amino acids. Gene Ontology annotation, molecular function: calcium ion binding. NCBI's taxonomy places the organism in Eukaryota, Metazoa, Chordata, Testudines, Emydidae. The transcript has 3 exons.